AUGACGCAAAUAGAAUCAGCACUUACUGAAGAUUACAGGCCUGUAAAAUUGCUUCUCCUUGAUCAUUGUCAUGAUGAUAGAGAAAAUAAUCUCCAUCAAAAAUUAACUCUUAAAUUGAGACAAUCCGAUAGAAUUGUUUUGAUUUAUAAAGCCGUGGAAAGAUUUAAGAAACAUCGAAAAGUUGAUGAGAGAUUGGUUCGUGAUUUGGACUAUGGUUUGCUUGUUGUACAAAUAGAAGGUACUGUAUUAAGAAAAUUGAGAAAUCAAGAUAGAGAGGUGGCUUUGGCAGCUGUUGAACAGAAUGGAAAUUCCUAUUCCUAUAUCAAAGGUGCUUUUCAAAAAGAUUUGGAAUGUGUGAGGAGGGCUGCCUCCACAUGUGGCAAUAGAAUUGGUAUGAGAAUAUUGAAUCAAACUAAGAAUCUAUUCACUGAUGAAGAGCGAAUGGGCGUGAUGAAACUAAUGUUGGAAAAUAGUAGAUUGAAUCUGGUUUACCUAUUUAGAUACAUGUCCCCAGAUUGGUUCAAAAGCUUGGAAUUUUGCAUGGAAUUGCUUCCCAAAGUUGGGAAUCAUUUGUUUUCUGUUUUUUUUGAUUCGUUUAGAGGGAAUAGAGAUGCAUUGUUGCAACUCUUAAGAAAUUGUACAACAUUUGAUAAUAAUUUUCCACAAUUAGUGGAAAAACAUGUGUGGGAUAAGGAAUUAGUUUUGGAGAUGGUGUCAAGGGUGGGUAUUUCAAUUGAACACGUACCACGAAACUUACAAGCUGACAGAGAUGUUAUUCUGACAGCCGUAAAAAACGAUGGAAGAGCAUUGAUGUUUGCCCAUCCUCCACAUAAUGCUGAUUUUGAAAUUGUCACAAAUGCAGUCAAAAGUAAUGCAAGAGCCUUUUUCUAUGUUGAUAAUGAGUUAAAGUCAUCAAAGAAAUUCAUUGAAAUAUGCAUGAGAGAAAAUCUUGAUGAUUUUAUUAUUUUGAGAAAAUGUGAUUUCGAGGUUGAUAAUGCCUUUAAAAAGUUCGAGUGA
This is a messenger RNA of Naegleria gruberi, 1017 nucleotides long. RefSeq lists its product as uncharacterized. Lineage: Eukaryota; Heterolobosea; Eutetramitea; Acrasida; Naegleriidae. The record is from RefSeq and is a predicted model, not a curated record. Bases 1 to 1017 code for a protein of 338 amino acids. The transcript has a single exon.